Messenger RNA from Pteronotus mesoamericanus, 2377 nucleotides. RefSeq names its product UBAP1-MVB12-associated (UMA) domain containing 1 (gene UMAD1). The transcript is spliced from 4 exons. Bases 123 to 530 code for a protein of 135 amino acids. The record is from RefSeq and is a predicted model, not a curated record. Lineage: Eukaryota; Metazoa; Chordata; Mammalia; Chiroptera; Mormoopidae.
UGAAGGUUGCUCCCUACGGCUCCAGCGUCCCCGCCGCUACUAGACCCCGGAAGCAGGGUAUCGGGCUCCGGCGCUGAUGCGGCAGGGGACUGCGGUGCUUGGCUCAGAUCCCAGCGGCAGCGAUGUUUCACUUCUUCAGGAAGCCUCCAGAGUUGAAAACGCCCUCAACGCCAGAGAAAGAGGCAGAUGGGUUUGUCCUUUUAGGAGAUACAGCAAAUGAGCAAGGAACGGCAGCAAGCAGUAAAACUUCAGAAGUAGAAGGCGAUCAACUGACUGGCAAAGAAAACUCAUCCAGUGUGACUGUAGCAGGCCCUGAGGCGGAAAAUAAGGCAGGCCAGACCCUGGAAAGCAGCUCGUUCAUGGCCGAGCUUCUGAGCGACGUGCCCUUCACCCUGGCCCCGCACGUGCUGGCCGUGCAGGGCACCAUCAGUGACCUCCCCGACCACUUACUCACCUAUGACGUCAGCGAGAACUUGUCACGGUUUUGGUAUGAUUUUACUCUUGAAAAUUCAGUGCUCUGUGAUUCUUAAUUUUUAUGUUUGUUUGUACCAUAACAGCUUUAAAACAAAAGUUUACUCAUUGUAUUUAACCUGUUUGAUGUUCUUUGCCAUUUCACUGUCCAAAGGUCCUCAGGAAAACAGGGAUCAUAAAGGAAAGAAAUUAACAUUAUGCCCAUUGCUCUGUUUUUCAGAAUAAAGUAUAUUUGUAUAAAAAUUGAACUUCAAUUUUACUUCUUUCCUCCUGAAUAACAAAUAUGAAAACGAGGCAGUCAUAGUUUUAUGAAAGGAGUAGAUUCCUUCAACCAGGUUCUCAAAAUACAACAUUCAAAUUGACCUUAGAAGAACUGUGAAAAAGAACUGUGGCAUUUUCCUUGGGUUCCACAAGUGUGAAGUCUGCCCUGAGAGUGAGUGUGAAUGCCGUUCUCUGGGUUGGAGGAAGCUUGAAUUAAUAUCACUCUUUCUUAUUCUGAAGUGUUUAUGAAUGAGUUCAGAAAAAAAUUGUUGCCAGGUAAGCUGAAUUUCUUCAGUCUUGAUCUAGACACUGAUGGAAAUUGAAAACUUGCCCUAAAAAGCAGGGGGAUUUGCCCUGGCUGGGCAGCUCAGUUGUUAGAACAUCCCAAUGUACCAAGGUUGUGGGUUUGAUCCAUCCUCAGUGAGGGCACAUACAAGAAACAGCCAAUGAAUGCAUCAAUAAAUAAGCAGAACAACAAAUAGAUGUGUUACUCUCUCUUCCUCUCUAAAGCCAAUAAAUGAAAAAAAAUUUUUUUAAGCAGGGGGAGUUUGCUGAUGUAAGAAUGCUAUAACAGGAAUGCUUCGGGAUGCUGUUUCUGUGAGUGAUAAAUUUCAGUUUCCUUAAACCCAUGGCAGUCCUUUGCACCUGGAAUGACUCUUGUGUUCCUGCCUUUGUUUCCUGCCUGAUGCUCCUUCAGGGUGUUCUCCCUCACCGGCUUUCCAAAGGACUUGCCUGCUUCCACCUCCAUUAGCAUUUAUCCACCUGACCGCCUGUGGUCCCAGUGUAUGAAGAGAUUCACAUUUCCUUUCGACCUCUCUGCGCCCCCAGAGAAAAACAUCUCACAAUGAUACAUGUUAUUGGUGAUAACACCCUUACUUAGAAAUUUGUUGGCCACAGAACAGAUGGAAAUGUUUUACCUCUAGAAAAACAGAAAUCAACUCAUGUCCAAUUAGAGGAUAGGCAAAUCACCUAGAUAUGAAGUUUAGUUCUUGAAUAUCCAUUAUGUAUUCCAAUUACAACAGCAAAAGACUGCCAUUGGUCAAUAAACUGCAGAGGGAAGCAGUGGACUGUGAUAGAGUGUGUUCCAUGCCAUGUAAAACUUGGAUCCCAUUUGUUCGGAAUGGUAGCACCAUGAUUUGUUAAUUCUGUGCCAAAUUUUAAGUAUGUGUACCAUAGCAAAACUGAACAUUGUGCAUAAAGGUACAUGAAUUACUCAAAUUUUAAUGUGUUGUGCAUGUUUGUUUAAUAAAUGUGGCAUGUUCUUGAUUAAAAAAUGCUAUGUUAUUUAAAAGAUAAACAUUUUAUUGACAAAAUAUGUGUCAUUUACAAAUAAUUCUACCACAUGAGGUAAAUAUAUUAGAUCUUUACAUAGUUUUCAUUAACCAUCAGUCUAGUAAAUGACUUACUAGUAACACAAAUAUGAACAUUUUACAUCAGUUUUUGCAAAAGCCCAUCCUUUUUAAUAUCCAUGUUAAUGUACCUUAGAACCAAAUGUAAGCCUGUUAUCGAUUUACCUAAUAUAUGUAUUAAAUUUUGUCUCAAAUGCUGACACAUUUCAUUUAUAUUUUUGCCUACCAUGUGAUAUAAAUGCUUAUACAUAUUUUCAUUUGUCUAAAAAUUGUUAUAUUUAAAUAUGAAUAAAAUA